Molecule: messenger RNA, 2183 nt
Organism: Caretta caretta (loggerhead turtle)
Lineage: Eukaryota; Metazoa; Chordata; Testudines; Cheloniidae
Source: RefSeq, a predicted model, not a curated record
AAUUUGCUCCGCCCCAACCAGCCCGGGCCACUGACCAUUACUUUCACUUCCAGCUACUUUGGUACUUUCAGUUUUGAAGCGGGGGGAGGCCAAGGCGGGGGAGCAGGGGGGCUCGGCCCCGUCAAUUCAGCUACAAAUUCACACAAAUAAUGAGGGCGGGUCCGGUCUCAAACCCUCCGGCUCCGGCUCCGUGACCCCGUGUGCGGAUCCGGGGCUGCAGCCUCGGGCUGAGGUGAUGACAGCGACUCCCGGAGCACAAGAAAACAGCCUGCAGAACUGACUGUGUCCCCAGGCGAAGUUAAGAGCUGAGGCUGCUGGCACCGAAGCUGCCCUCUCCCUAGCACUGUGGGUGUGUCAGAGGAAUUUGAUCUUUGUGCCAUAACCGUCCAGAGGAGGAGCCAGUCACAGUCACGUUCCUGCCUCUCUCCUUCUUUCGGUUUUGAAGCUGGUGGAUGUGCCAAGAGAGGACAGUGCUUCCAUUACAUAUAAAAUAUAUUAACUUAAUGAAAAGCUCAGGGGCAGGCUGGAGUUAAUCCCUGUGGCUCCCUGACCCCUCCGUCAGGAUGGAUGAUACAGUCUGGGAAAGGGACACAGUCACUGGGAGCAGGAGCUCUCCCUAGAGAGAAUGGCUCUGGGUGCUAGCGAAGCUGAGAGAUUGGAACGGCUCAGAAACGACUCCACAGGACUCCGCAGCUCCCUGAAGCCAACCCUGUAAGCCGUGUCGUCAGUCGCCCCUCCCUCCGUCAGAGCAACGGCAGACAAUCGUUCCGCGCCUUUUUUCUGUGCGGACGCCAUACCAAGGCAAGCAUGGAGGCCGCUCAGCUCACUUUGGCAAUUAGGAGCACAUUAACCACCACACGCAUUAUCCAGCAGUAUAUGCAGCACCAGAACAUGGCAACGCGAUACCGGGCGAGGAGGCGACGUCAGCGCGGUCCCGUGAGUGAUCAGGACAUGGACACAGAUUUCUCUGAAAGCAUGGGCCCUGACAAUGCAUGCAUCAUGGUGCUAAUGGGGCAGGUUCAUGCUGUGGAACGCCGAUUCUGGGCUCGGGAAACAAGCACAGACUGGUGGGACCGCAUAGUGUUGCAGGUCUGGGACGAUUCCCAGUGGCUGCGAAACUUUCGCAUGCGUAGGGGCACUUUCAUGGAACUUUGUGACUUGCUUUCCCCUACCCUGAAGCGCAUGAAUACCAAGAUGAGAGCAGCCCUCACAGUUGAGAAGCGAGUGGCGAUAGCCCUGUGGAAGCUUGCAACGCCAGACAGCUACCGGUCAGUUGGGAAUCAAUUUGGAGUGGGCAAAUCUACUGUGGGGGCUGCUGUGAUGCAAGUAGCCCACGCAAUCAAAGAUCUGCUGAUAUCAAGGGUAGUGACCCUGGGAAAUGUGCAGGUCAUAGUGGAUGGCUUUGCUGCAAUGGGAUUCCCUAACUGUGGUGGGGCUAUAGACGGAACCCAUAUCCCUAUCUUGGCACCGGAGCACCAAGCCGCCGAGUACAUAAACCGCAAGGGGUACUUUUCGAUAGUGCUGCAAGCUCUGGUGGAUCACAAGGGACGUUUCACCAACAUCAACGUGGGAUGGCCGGGAAAGGUGCAUGAUGCUCGCAUCUUCAGGAACUCUGGUCUGUUUCAAAAGCUGCAGGAAGGGACUUUAUUCCCAGACCAGAAAAUAACUGUUGGGGAUGUUGAAAUGCCUAUAUGUAUCCUUGGGGACCCAGCCUACCCCUUAAUGCCAUGGCUCAUGAAGCCGUACACAGGCAGCCUGGACAGUAGUCAGGAGCUGUUCAACUACAGGCUGAGCAAGUGCAGAAUGGUGGUAGAAUGUGCAUUUGGACGUUUAAAGGCGCGCUGGCGCAGUUUACUGACUCGCUUAGACCUCAGCGAAACCAAUAUUCCCACUGUUAUUACUGCUUGCUGUGUGCUCCACAAUAUCUGUGAGAGUAAGGGGGAGACGUUUAUGGCGGGGUGGGAGGUUGAGGCAAAUCGCCUGGCUGCUGGUUACGGGCAGCCAGACACCAGGGCGGUUAGAAGAGCACAGGAGGGCGCGGUACGCAUCAGAGAAGCUUUGAAAACCAGUUUCAUGACUGGCCAGGCUACGGUGUGAAAGUUCUGUUUGUUUCUCCUUGAUGAAACCCCCCGCCCCUUGGUUCACUCUACUUCCCUGUAAGCUAACCACCCUCCCCUCCUCCC